AUGGAAAAACCUGAUCUCGUCUAUUCCACAUACGAUACUCCACGAGUCGCUCAUCCAGAACAAUGGAUGCAAUAUUCUGCUGGAUCGAAUACCCAAGGCCAUGUCGAUACCCUGUGGCAGACUGAUACCUCGAGAGCGUUGUCAUACCCAGAUACACAUCUCUUCCCCUCCGCUCUGCCGGUGGGGAAAAGCAUUUUUCUUGUGACGAUGGACAACACAGCAGCGAAAAGACAGAUAUUUCAACAAUUUAUCGAUAAUUCAGGAAGUAGUGUCAUCCCCAUGUCGUCAUCGGAUUCAUCUCCUGGCUCUUCUCUGGCGUCGAGCCUCAGCAGUCUACCGGAUUCCGACAGAAUAUUAACUCAAAAUCCACAAAUAAUCACCGGCUAUUCUGGAUCACAACCCAACGGAUGCCCUACAGCAGCAGAUCAAAUGGCCGACGAGCUGAUGACCACUAGCAUCUACGGAGAGGAAGGCAUCGCCCAACUUUUCCAGGGGCCCAACCCUUCAGCAGUCGACGAGAUGGCUGAUGCACUAAUGGGCACCAGCAUCUGCGGAAAGGAAGGUCUCGCACAACUCUCACUCCCUUCGAAUAUCUCUUCUAGCUACACUGAACCAUUUCCUUUGCCUCUCGAGUUUGCCAGUCCACAGCCAUUUCCAUUGAAUGGUACAGUUGGAACCACUCCUGAAUUGAUCCAGCUUCAAAAACAUAUCCAAGGGCAGGCGUGGCUUCACACGAAUGAGCCGGAACCACGCGAUGAGGCGGGCAACUCCAUCUUUGGCAACUUCCUUGUCUAUAACGAGGUGGCAUCCGAGUAUAUCUGUCGCUUUGAUAGAUGCCCAAAGGUGCUAGAUCGACGAGACCGUGCAAUUGGUCAUAUUCGAAAGCAUUUCCAGCACAGACCGUUUAUAUGUGGAGGCUCUUGUGGCGUAGAACUUUGCCAAGAGCGGUUUUAUUGUAGAUCAUAUCUCACCUCUCACGUCAAUCGUCCAAAAGCAAAAUGCAGCAGCUGGUAUGUAGUAUUCACUUCUCCAAAGCAGUUAAUGACCUUUUCACGCUUAGCGGGCGCGAGUUCUUCAAACAAGAUUUACGGCGUCACAAGAGCACCUGCUUCAGUUCCCCAUUUCGAGAUGUAA
Messenger RNA from Serendipita indica DSM 11827, 1134 nucleotides. NCBI's taxonomy places the organism in Eukaryota, Fungi, Basidiomycota, Agaricomycetes, Sebacinales, Serendipitaceae. The record is from the annotation of a GenBank genome assembly.